ACAGGUGGAGCUUUGGGCGCCUUGCUCCUAACGGCAUGGCCCUGCCUUGCAGGGUUGUUGUGUCUGCCCCGCUGAAGACCUGAAGGCUGCUUUCUCGUCAUUAUGAGCGAGUUUCGGAUUCAUCACGACGUGAACGAGCUUCUCAGCCUGCUGCGAGUGCGGGGCAGCGGCGAAGGGGCGGAGGUCUACAUCGACCUGCUCCAGAAGAACCGCGCCCCUUAUCUCACCACCACCGCCUCAGCCCUCGGAGCCAAGGUUAAAAUUGCAGAGUUUUCACGGACUCCAGAAGAUUUCUUAAACAAAUAUGAUGAACUGAAAUCGAAGAACACAAGACAUCUUGACUCACUUGUGUGUUUGCUGUCCAAGCUUACAGAAGACAAAGAGACUUUACAAUACUUACAACAGAAUGCAAAGGAAAGGGCAGAACUUGCAGCAAGUGCAGCAGCCAGUAACAGUGGUAGCAGCAGCCUCACUUUCUCUGUCCCCUCAACAACUUCCAAAAUGACUGUUCAAGAACUGGAGGAGUUACGGAAACAAUUGGGCACUGUGACAACUGGCUCCAGCUCACAGCAGCCUCUUGAACUUAUACGAAAAGCACUCCGAGAAAAGCAGAACAAGAAAAAUUCUGGCGAGCCUAUCCCGUCAUUCCCUUCCUGGGUGUAUGAGAGACCGGCUCUUAUUGGAGACUUUCUCUCUGGCUCUAGUUUAAGUACAGAUACAACUGUGCCAAUAGGUACAUUACCAUUGGCAGCCCAAGAGUCUGCAGUUGUAGAAGACCUGCUGUAUGUUUUGAUAGGUGUGGAUGGCAGAUACAUCACAGCACAACCCCUUGUUGGUAGAGAGACUCGUACUUUUCUAGUGGAUCCCAAUCUAGAUAUGUCUGUUAAGGAAUUGGUCACUAGAAUCCUCCCUGUUGCUGCAAGUUACUCCAUAAUAUCCAGGUUUGUAGAAGAGAAAUCUUCCUUUGAAUAUGGACAAGUAAAUCAUGCAUUGGCAGCAGCAAUGAGGACCCUCAUUAAAGAGUACAUGAUCCUGAUAACCCAACUGGAACAUCUCCAGCGCCAAGGACUCCUCUCACUGCAGAAGCUUUGGUUUUAUAUUCAGCCCACAAUGAGGACCAUGGAAAUCUUGGCUUCUCUUGCUACUUCGAUAGACAAGGGCGAGUCCAUGGGAGGUUCAACCCUCAGCCUGCUCCAUGACAAAACAUUCAAUUACACAGGGGACAGCCAAGCCCAGGAGCUGUGCCUCUAUUUAACCAAAGCUGCCAGUGUUCCAUACUUUGAGAUAUUGGAGAAGUGGAUCUACAGAGGCAUUAUCAACGAUCCUUAUAGUGAAUUCAUGGUGGAGGAACAUGAACUCCAAAAGGAAAAGAUCCAGGAGGACUAUAAUGAUAAGUACUGGGAUCAAAGAUACACCAUUGUCCAGCAACAGAUUCCCUCCUUCCUGCAAAAGGUUGCUGAUAAAAUACUUAGCACAGGGAAAUACUUAAAUGUGGUCCGGGAAUGUGGCCAUGAUGUUACUUGCCCAGUGGCAAAGGAGGUUGUUUAUACCUUGAAGGAGCGUGAAUAUGUGGAACAGAUAGAGAAGGCCUAUAAUUAUGCCAGCAAAGUCUUGCUUGAUUUCUUGAUAGAUGAAAAGGAACUUGUGGCUCACUUAAGGUCCAUCAAGCACUACUUUCUUAUGGACCAAGGUGACUUUUAUGUCCAUUUCAUGGAUUUGACAGAAGAGGAGUUGAAAAAACCAGUAGAUGAUAUCAUUCCGACUAGAUUGGAAGCUCUUCUGGAAUUAGCAUUACGUAUGAGCACAGCUAACACUGACCCGUUUAAAGAUGAUUUAAAGAUUGACUUGAUGCCACAUGAUCUCAUAACACAGCUCCUGCGAGUUCUGGCCAUUGAGACAAAGCAGGAAAAGGCCAUAAUCAAUGCUGAUCCAACAGAGCUCUCACUAAGUGGCCUGGAAGCAUUUUCUUUUGAUUACAUUGUGAAAUGGCCAUUGUCUCUCAUCAUCAACAGAAAAGCCUUAACACGGUACCAGAUGCUCUUCAGACACAUGUUUUACUGUAAACAUGUGGAGCGGCAGCUGUGCAAUGUCUGGAUCAGCAGCAAAACAGCUAAGCAGUGUUCCCUACAUUCAUCAAAAUGGUUUGCGGGUGCUUUUACUCUGCGUCAGCGGAUGCUCAAUUUUGUGCAGAAUAUCCAAUACUAUAUGAUGUUUGAAGUGAUGGAACCCACAUGGCAUAUUUUGGAGAAGAAUCUGAAGUUGGCCUCCAAUAUUGAUGACGUCUUGAGCCACCACACGAGCUUCUUGGAUAAUUGCUUGAAGGAUUGCAUGCUUACCAAUCCAGAGUUACUAAAGAUUUUUUCCAAGCUGAUGUCUGUGUGUGUUAUGUUCACCAAUUGCAUGCAGAGAUUUUCCCACAGCAUGAAGCUAGAUAAUGAAAUGGACCGCCUCACUGUAGAGCAUGGGACUAUGAGAGGCCCACCCACCAAACAGGAAAGAGUAGAAGAAUCCGCAAAGAAGCAGCUUGCUAAUAAGUUUUUAGCAGAGCAGGCAGACUCCUUGCAUGUAAGUUCUGGCUUUGAAGCAACAAUAAACAAGUUUGACAGCAAUUUCUCUGCACAUCUGCUGGACCUCCUGGACAAACUGAGCAUUUACAGCACCAAUGAAUGUGAACACAGCAUGAUCAAUAUCAUCUACAGAUUGGACUUCAACGGUUUCUACACAGAACGACUGGAGCAUAUGUCUGCAGAAAGGAGCCAGAAAACUGUUUUGCAAGUUGCUCCUCCUCCCAGGGUUGCUGUCCCCACUCAGUGAAAGGCCUGGUUUUUGGGAAAGUACUUUUCCCAAAGAAAAGUGGGAAGAGUUAGGGGCCAAGUCGAGAACAACAUGGCUCCAUCAACAUUUAUGCCACACAAAAAUUGGUUUCAUCAACACUUACGUCGCACAAAGGUUGAGGAACAGCAGUGGAAGUAUAAAAUACAAACUCUAGCAACAAUAGUGUAUAUAAAGGAUUGUGACUCUGAAUGCUUCUAUAUUUUUAAAUCCAAGCAUUUAAAUUCAAAAUUUUCUGUACUGUAAGUAAAAACUAGUGUUUCUAAGUGGUAUCUUUGUUCUUUAAAAAUGUACUUUUAUAUGUUUAAGUCCUAAUUGUGUCAGUGACUGCUCAAUUCAGUCAAGAAAUAAGAUGCCAACUAUUUUGAGCAGAUAUUAACAAUUUGGAGUAGAAUCAGUAAUAUUACAUGAACUUUCAUGGACAUUGUUCACUGCUACUAGCCAACUCAUUUUAGUAUUUGCACUUUUGCCAAGAUCUUAACCAUCUUCUGUUGUGUACACUCCAUUCAGAUAAAGUUUCAUUAAAUGUAAUCAAUUUCAUCUGCAGUCUGGGUUGUAUAAACCUAUGUGCAGGUGCAUGGGAAAAUCAAUGAACAAGAGUCUGAUGAGGGAAUUCUGUGCAUUGGGAAUAGCAGCAGAGGAAGCAGGAGUUUAGAUCUAUUAGGCACAUUGGGAAGUAUUGUUGGAACAUAGCCACCAAUGCCACUGUGAAACGAAAUCAUUUUGAAGUCCUGAAUUUCACAUUGACGGAUACCAGAGGAAUUCUGGAGGGAAAAAAAUCAAGUUGCAAAGGUGGAAUUUGAAAAAAGACUGCCAAAGAUAAAGGAAUAGAAAGAAAGCAAACUAGAUGUCAGAACAGAGAUGGAAACGAAGAAAAGGGGCAAAGCUAAGAAAGAUUCAGCAGGGAAGAUCUUCAAAAUGAACUUAACAGUUAUUUCAAAAAGCCUUUGGAAGAUACAGUAAGUAGUAUUGCAACAAUAUCUGUAAAAUCGCAAGACAUGGAGAGUUCCAAAAGAUCUCUGAACUUGGAAGGUUGCUGCCUUGAAUUGAUAUGCUAAAAAACAUCCAUUGUCAGGUAGUAACUGAUUCCAAGAAAAUGAAACAAGGAUGGAAGAAAUUACUGAAAUUUUGUACCUUAAAAAUGUCAUUAUCCAAGAUUCCUUAGACACAUUCCAUACUUUCAGGAAACUUUCCAUACUUUCAACAAAUUAGUAUUAGAUGAUGAAAUCAGAGCAGCGCUCAAGAACUACAAGAACUGAUAGACUAUCUACAGAAACAUGGCAAACAAUAAAAGAAUUGUAAAAGUUCUAACCAGAUUAUCACACAAAAUCUGAAGAAUGACACCAUGGCCAGUAGUUUGGAAGAGUUCAAUACAUGUACCAAUGCCAAAUAACUUAACAGAAUAUGCAGACUAUCAUGAUGUAUCCCAUAUACAAGCAAAAUAAUGCUUAGGAUCAUCCAAUCUAGAUUAAAAUUCUAGAAGGAAAGGAAAAUGCCAGACUGAUUUAGGAAAAAAAAGGAUAAGAUACAUCAUUGCUGGUGCAUAUUGAAUAAUUAAGAAAACCAAAUACAAAAAGAAGUCAGUAUCUGCUUCACAGUUGUAAAAAGGCUUUCAAUAGUUUGAAGUUGUAUCAAUGUUCUGAUGAAAAUGGAAAUCCCAGAAUAUUUCAUAUAAAACAUAUAUAUAGACUAUCCAGAAGUGACAAUUUGGAGAAAACUUUUCAAAACUGACUGACCCCAGGACAAGAAAGGACUACGGGUGGCUGUUUAGUCUCCUAUUUAUUCAACCUAUAUCUUGAAUAUGAAUCAAGACACUGAAGCUUGGUUAGAAAAAUUAUGUGCAUAGUUUUAAAACGGAAGAACCUUGCAUUAUUAUGCUGAUAUUAAUCAGAUAAGUGAAAACUCCCAGGAUCUGUAAGCUCAAAGCCAAGCAGCAAAAUGGGGGAUGGGGGGGUGAAUUAAGAUCAAAUAUAAAGAUGACCUCGCUAAUGGCAGCGAGUAAAGUAAUGAGCCUCAGGAUUAACAAGAUAACGAAGUGAUCGAUAGCUUCCACCUUUUUGGAUCUACUACUGUGGCAAAAAUUAAAGGAAACUGCAGCAAAGAAACAUUCCACAGAUUAGCACUUGGUAACAGUGGAAACCCCACAGAAGAUAUUCGGGGGCUGUGAUGUUUGUUCCUGUACAGAUCAGAAUUAUGCAUGCAGUAGUUUUCCCUAUGACACUUUAUAGAAGCAAAAGUUGGAGUUCGAAAAAGCAGCAUAGAAAAAGUAUUGAUACUUUUGAACUUUGGUGUUGGACAAGAGCCUAACAAUGCCAUGAAUGGUCAAGAAACCAAAUGGAUGAGCCACAGAAAAAAAAAUCAGUCUGUAAGUUUUUACCCAAGACACAAAUGUGGUACUAGGUUGAAAUUAUUUAUUGGACACAGGCCUCUCUUGCAGUCUAUAAUGGGAAUAAUGGAAGGAAAAAUAAGAAAACAACUAGCAGCAAGGUAUAUGACUUCAAUUAUAGUGAUGUAAUUGGAUGCACUGAUGGUAGUGCUGAAGAGAGAAAAAGUUGGGGAUAGAUCAUCCUUGAGAAUGUUGCUCGAGUAUUCACUAAAAGUCAACUCUAACUUGAUGUCACAAUCGUUAUAGAUUUUAAUAAAGUUGUCUUGGUUUCUGAAUUUUAAAGGGAUUUCUAUUUUAGUUUUCUUUUUAAACACUUAAGAUUGGAAGACAGAAAAUUCUAACGUUACUGAGUUGCUGUUUCAUCCUAUAUCUCCCAAUAAACACUAGACCAUUUUAGCAAAGUGACUGUUUUCUGAGGUUUUUUAGCAACAACUUGUCCAUAAUAUAAACAACUGAAUCCACCAUACACAUUCUUAGAAAAGGUUAUGAAAAUAGCUUUAUUUUCCCUAUUCCAAAUACCAACAUUUUGCAUAUAUAUAUAUAUAUAUAUAUAUUUGAAAUACAAGACUUUUUUUAAAAAAAAAGUCUGAAAUACUUUCCAGUCAUGAGAUGCAUCUCCUUCAGACACAUUUGUAAAUUCCAAAGCAAAGUUUUCACAGCAAGAACACAAUUGAGUUGGAGCCA
Pseudonaja textilis is the source of this 5902-nucleotide messenger RNA. RefSeq names its product tubulin gamma complex component 2 (gene TUBGCP2). NCBI's taxonomy places the organism in Eukaryota, Metazoa, Chordata, Lepidosauria, Squamata, Elapidae. Gene Ontology annotation, biological process: spindle assembly; microtubule nucleation; meiotic cell cycle. The record is from RefSeq and is a predicted model, not a curated record. Gene Ontology annotation, cellular component: spindle pole; gamma-tubulin complex; microtubule organizing center. Gene Ontology annotation, molecular function: microtubule minus-end binding; gamma-tubulin binding.